GCAGAGGGGGAGAGAGAGCUCUGCCAUCCUUUUGGACUUCACGCGCUGCCCAAUGUUGGGCUGGUUACCCCUGGAUAUGUUGCUGGUUUCCAUUUGGAAUUUGACGAAGGGAAGGAGGAGGAUAUAAAACCUGGGGAGCUCGGCAAGGCGUUGUUUAUGGCCACAGGAGGGAGCUCAAAUCCAGACAUGGGAGGAUCGGCUUGAUUUCGGAUCCAGAGCCUCUUAAACUCUGCUUUUCCUCUAAGCUGGUCCCUGUUAUGUCCAGGAUCUGGCACCUGCUUGACAUUUACUUUGAGUUCCAGAGGACCCGAGACCUAGGAUGAGGAGCAUUGGAUCCGCCCUGAACCUGCUUUUGGUAUCUCCACUCUACUUUGUGUGGACCGUGGUCGCUCUGGACCUGGCACAAACUCCCUGCACCACUUUGGUCCAAGGGAAAUUCUUUGGGUAUUUCUCUUCCUUCGCCGUCUUCCCGUUGAACUCCUCCCUGUGCUCUUGGAUUAUCCAGAACCCCGACCCUCGCAGGUACACUUUGUACAUGAAGAUCCUCAAGCCCUCCGGCGUAUGUGACCACCAGCACAUCCGCACCUACCAGUUCGACUCCUUCCUGGAGUCCACCCGCACCUACCUGGGCAUGGAGAGCUUCGAUGAUGUGCUGAAGCUCUGUGAUGGCUCCACCCGCUUUGCCUUCCUCCAGUCCAACAAACAAUUCCUGCAGAUGAAGCAGACGGCCCCGCCGGGUGUGGACACCUGGCCCAUGAGGUGGAAGCCCACCAAGGCUCAGGAGAGGGACUUCUCCGUGGAGUAUCUGGUGGUGGGCAACAGGAACCCCAGCAAAGCCGCCUGCCAGAUGCUCUGCAAGUGGCUGGACGCCUGCCUGGCCAUCAGCAGCAGCUCCCACCCGUGUGGCAUCAUGCAGACCCCGUGCUCCUGCUCGGGAGGGGAGGUCCUGGAUCAGGCCAGCGAGAUCCUGGGGUUCACCAGGAAGAAGGAGGAUUGCUACAAGGAUGGGAUUUACCUGGAGAACUGCGUGAGCAGCCCCAAGGACAGCAACGGAGCAGAGUUCCUGGGUGGUUGGAACUCCUGGUCGGCUUGGGGCGACUGCACCAAGGACUGCGGGGGCGGCCUGCAGACCCGCAUGCGCUCCUGCAAGCCGCUUCCCAACGAGGGCCUGGCCUGCGAGGGAGUGCUGGAGGAAGGACGGCUGUGCAAUAGGAAGGCUUGCAAUACCAAUGGACGCUAUAAUUCCAGAAGCCAAUCGCUGAGGUCCACAGAUAACAGAAAGCGAGAGGACCCUGACGAACUGCAGCACUACGGGUACCCUGCACCUCAAAUAGGUGACCCUGCAGCAGAGGAGUGGUCCCCGUGGAGCGUGUGCUCAACCACCUGCGGGGAGGGCUGGCAGACCAGGACCAGGUUCUGCGUUUCGUCUUCCUACAGCACCCAGUGCAGCGGCCCUCUCCGGGAGCAGAGACAGUGCAACAACUCUGCCGUGUGCCCAGUGCACGGCACCUGGGACGAGUGGUCUCCAUGGAGCCUGUGCUCUUCCACCUGUGGGAGAGGCUACAGGGAUCGGACCCGCACCUGCAAACCCCCCCAGUUCGGUGGGAACCCCUGCGAGGGCCCAGAGAAGCAAACCAAGUUCUGCAACAUCGCUCUCUGCCCAGGCCACUCAGUGGACGGCAACUGGAACGAGUGGUCGAGCUGGAGCUCGUGCUCCGCUUCCUGCUCCAACGGGACCCAGCAGCGGACGCGGGAGUGCAACGGGCCCUCCUACGGCGGAGCCGAGUGCCAGGGACACUGGGUGGAGACCCGCGACUGCUUCCUGCGCCAGUGCCCAGUGGAUGGGAAGUGGCAGGCCUGGGGAGUGUGGGGCAGCUGCACUGCCACAUGUGGAGGUGGCACUCAGAGACGUGACCGGGUGUGCUACGGCCCCUUCUUCGGUGGGGAGACUUGCCAGGGUCCCAAGGAGGAGUACAAGCAGUGCAAUGACAGAAAAUGUCCUGAGCCCCAUGAAAUCUGUGAUGAGGAGAGUCUUGGCCCCGUGGUUUGGAAGGAGACGCCAGCCGGGGACGCUGCCGCCGUCCGGUGUCCCCGCAAUGCCACUGGGCUGAUCCUUCGAAGAUGCAUCUUAGAUGAAGAAGGCAUUGCUUACUGGGAGCCUCCAACAUACAUCAAGUGUGUUUCUAUUGAUUACAGGAACAUACAGAUGAUGACCAGGGAGCACCUUGCCAAAGCUCAGCGUGGGUUGAUGGGAGAUGGGCUGUCAGAUGUGCUCCAGAACCUUGUGGAAAUCUCCCAGGAUGGGACCAGCUACAGUGGGGACCUGCUGUCCACCAUGGAUGUACUCAGGAACAUGACAGAGAUCUUCCGUAGGGCUUAUCACAGCCCGACUUCUGGGGAUGUGCAGAACUUCGUCCAGAUCCUCAGCAACAUUUUGUCAGAGGAAAACCGGGAAAAAUGGGAGGAAGCUCAGCUGAUAGGGCCAAAUGCCAAGGAGCUGUUCAGGCUCGUGGAGGAUUUCAUUGAUGUCAUCGGCUUCCGCAUGAAAGAUUUCCGGGAUUCCUACCAAGUCACGGACAAUCUGGUCCUUGGUAUUCACAAACUGCCUGCAAACGCAGCAACUGACAUCACCUUCCCCAUGAAAGGCUGGAGGGGAAUGGUGGACUGGGCCAAGAACUCAGAGGACAAGGUCACUGUCUCCAAGAGCAUCCUGUCUUCAGGGCUUUCAGUGUCAGACGACUCCUCUGUCUUCGUGGUUGGGACCGUGCUCUACCGGAACGUGGGCAACAUCCUCUCCCUGCAGAGGAACAGCACUGUUCUGAACUCCAAAGUCAUCUCUGUGACUGUGAAGCCAUUCCCUCGGUCUCUCCUCACCCCUCUGGAAAUCGAAUUCUCCCACCUGUACAAUGGAACCACCAACCAGACCUGCAUCCUGUGGGAUGAAAAUGAUGGCAGAGCCUCCGCCUCCGCCUCUCCGCCCGGCGCCUGGUCCUGGCGCGGCUGCCGAACGGUCCCGCUCGACGCCUCCCGGACCAAGUGCCUGUGUGACCGGCUCUCCGCCUUCGCCAUCUUAGCCCAGCUCAGCCCCGACAUGAACAUGGAAAAGGUGCUGGUCCCUUCUGUCACGUUAAUUGUAGGCUGUGGAGUAUCCUCGCUGACACUUUUGCUGUUGAUUAUCAUUUAUGUCUCUGUUUGGAGGUACAUCCGCUCGGAGCGCUCUGUCAUCCUCAUCAACUUCUGCCUCUCCAUCAUCUCCUCCAACGCCCUCAUCCUCAUCGGACAGACCCAGACCCGGAAUAAGGUGAUCUGCACGCUGGUGGCGGCUUUCUUGCACUUCUUCUUCCUCUCCUCUUUCUGCUGGGUGCUGACCGAGGCCUGGCAGUCCUACAUGGCCGUGACGGGCCGGUUACGGAACCGCAUCAUCCGCAAGCGCUUCUUGUGUCUCGGAUGGGGGCUCCCUGCCUUGGUGGUUGCCAUUUCCGUGGGAUUUACUAAAGCCAAGGGAUACGGCACCGUGAACUACUGCUGGCUGUCAUUAGAGGGAGGACUCCUCUAUGCCUUCGUGGGACCGGCGGCUGCUGUCGUUUUGGUGAACAUGGUUAUUGGCAUUCUGGUUUUUAACAAACUUGUAUCCAAAGAUGGAAUAACAGAUAAGAAACUGAAGGAACGGGCAGGUCAGAUGGCAGUGCCCCUUUACGGCAUGACGCUCAAAUGUUCCAAGUGUGGAGUAGUUUCUUCUGCUGAAGUUUCGGCCACAGCCACCAGUAACGCCAUGGCAUCCCUCUGGAGCUCCUGCGUGGUGCUGCCCCUGCUGGCUCUCACCUGGAUGUCUGCAGUCCUGGCCAUCACCGACCGGCGCUCGGCGCUUUUCCAGAUCCUUUUCGCCGUCUUCGACUCCUUGGAGGGAUUUGUCAUCGUCAUGGUCCACUGCAUCCUCAGGCGGGAGGUCCAGGAUGCUGUGAAGUGCCGGGUUGUGGAUCGUCAGGAGGAAGGGAAUGGAGACUCAGGGGGGUCGUUUCAGAACGGACAUGCUCAGCUCAUGACCGAUUUUGAGAAGGACGUGGACAUGGCUUGUAGAUCAGGUGAGCACAUCACAGUGCUGAACAAAGACAUCACCACAUGCAGAACCUCGACCAUCACGGGGACCCUGAAGCGCCCGUCGCUGCCCGAUGAGGAGAAACUGAAACUCAACCACCAGAAAGGCUCAUCCAACUUCAACAGUCUUCCAGCCAACGUCUCCAAGAUGCACCUUCAGGGCUCCCCACACUACCUGGGGGCCAUCAACCUGAACGAGUUCAGCAACCACUCCCUAACCCUGAAGAAGGACAAGAACCAGCCGCCGAAAUCCAUCUACAUCUGCGACGGGGACAUCUUCAAGAAGUUGGACUCGGAGCUCUCGCGGGCGCAGGAGCAGACCCUGGACACCAGCUACGUGAUCCUGCCCACCAACACGUCCACCUUGAGGGCCAAACCCAAAGAUGAGAGCAAAUACAGCAUCAACAUCGACCAGAUGCCUCAGACACGGCUCAUCCACCUCAGCAUGGCCACCGACCCCGGCUUCGUGGUCAAGAGUCCCCCGCGGGAGCCGGUGACCAUGGCGUGCAGUGAGGCGCAGGGUUCCUCCAUGAUCCAGCAGCAGCAGCAGCUGGCUCCACAGAACAUCUCCAACGAGUCACAGAUUCCCAACAGCCUGUGUGACACAGGUGACUCAGGGAACUCAGGUGUGGUGUCCAAGAGCGAGACCGUCUCCACCCUCUCCAUGAGCUCCUUGGAGAGGCGGAAAUCCCGGUAUGCAGAGUUAGAUUUUGAGAAAAUCAUGCACACAAGGAAACGUCACCAAGACAUGUUCCAGGACCUGAACAGAAAACUCCAGCACGCAGAGAAGGAGAAGGAGUCUCCAACAACGGACAGCAAGCAAGAAAAACAGCAGACACCAAACAAGAGACCCUGGGAAGGCAUCAGGAAAGUCCAGUCCCCGCCAUCAUGGGUUAAAAAGGACAUCGAACCUGUGGCACAGUCUCCCCUAGAACUAAAAACUGUAGAGUGGGAGAAAACAGGGGCCACCAUCCCCUUGGUGGGACAAGACAUUAUUGACCUUCAGACAGAGGUCUGAGCAGCAAGGGAAGAAAAAGGACUUUUUUUUUUCCGGAAAACAAACGAAACAAACAAAACAAAACCACGUUUUAAAGAAAUGAUUAAAUUAAAUCGGAACCGAGUGAGAGAAGUGUUUGGUUUCUUUUGAAACCUUUGGUAAGAUGGAGUAACUUUUGUAUUGUUCUCAGCAGAGAGGGGGAAUAUUACUUUAUAGAGUAUAGUAGCUGUAGGUUCAGGACAACACGAGCUUUCCCAGGCAGGACUGGAGGAGUGAGCCUGGAAGAGAGUGAGGAGGAAGAGGAGGAAGAGGAGGAGGGUGCAGGGGACAAGCCCUGCCAAGAUGCUCUUGGGUCUCUGCAGCACACCAGGAGCCCUCCUGCUCUGCCACAGGGAGGUGUGGAAGGAUGCCCAGCAGCCACCACAGAGGGCCCAGAAGAUCAGGGGACAUCAAGAGGGGACACCUGCGGGAGUCACGCUGGGAUGUGGCCUGGCUGGGGCAGACCCAGCCUGGAGGGGCAUUCCCGGCUCUCCCUCCUCUGCCUCGCCAGCUCAUCCAAGAAGGAAGGAGAUGGGGCACGCCAAGAAGUGGCCACAAGGACAUUGCCACUGCUGGGUGCCACGCCACGCCCUGGCAUUGGCGCAGGGUCACAGCAGGUCCCUGCGGAGGGGGACGUGGUGGCGUCACCCAUGGCUGGGGUGGAAAAAGGAGAGGUGGGGCUUCCUCCUCUCAUCCCUCCCCGGUGGAGGAAAGGACCAGCUCCAAAUCUCCAAAUCCUGCUCGCCCCAUCUCCAGGGAGAGGGUGGAAGGUGGUAGACAACAAGACCAACAAGAAGAAUGUAGGUCAUGUCAUUGACUGUUAAAUAGAUAAACUCAGCACGGGCCUUGCAAAGGUCCUCUUGGCCUCAUCCUUUUUUUUUUCCUUUUUAUUUUGGUUCUGUUAUUUGUCCUUGCUUUUGGACUCAGAUUUAUUCCAAGCUGCCCCUCCCUGGAAGGCAGAGAGAGAAAAAGGGAAAGACAGAUCUGCCGCUGUACCUGGAGAUAUUGGUAAACAGAGACGUUGCCUUAGGACAUUGAGACAAACUGACAACAUGAAUAACGUCCACUUGGAAACAAACAGACAAAAAAAAAACAAACAAAAUAAUCUAUUUUUUUCCUUCUUCUUUUCUUUUCUUCAAUAAAAAGAGAACUUGAAACCCGAGAUCUUUCUUUUCUUUGGCUCUUGUCAUUUCGAAUGCCUUUCUGUGCCGUAGGACUGCUCAGGCAUGGGGUGAGGAUGCCACCUGCUGAAGGUGGAAGGCAAGUUGCUCUGUGGAAAUUUUGGGAUGGUGGGAAUACACAGCCCCUUCGCUGCUGGCUUGCAAUGUUUUGUUUUGCUUUAUUCUGUUUGGGUUUUGGUUAUAUUCCCCUCACUGGUUCUUCUCCGCCCUCCCCGCUGCCCAGAGCCAGGAGCAGGUUUGUGGUCCUGCAGGAAGGAAGAGGUGGAGCUGAUCAGGAGAGCAGGACAUUCCUCCUCAUAAAAUGCAGCCUUUUCAUUUCACUAUGAAAAAAAAUAACUAUUUAAAAUUUUUCAUAAUAAAAAAAAGAGGUGUCUGCAUUCCAAAAGUUGUGCAAUAUUUUUAUCAUUAAAAAACGUACCAGUGGCGUUACACACAGACUUUAUUUUUUUGUUAUUAUUUUUGUCAUUCCCAGCACUGUCUGUCUGAUGUUUGGACCAACUCUCCCGGUUUUGGAGGUGGAUGGAGACAAACCUGUGGUUGUGAGUGGCCACAUUGUGCCAGACAGAAGCAAAGCUUGAACAGGGUCUCAAUUAUUACUGUGCUUGGGUCUCCUUUUAAUUAAAAAAUACCAAACCUCACAUUUUUAGUAAAAAAAUGACCAGUCGAUACAAGAUGCAAAGCAGUCAGUGCCCCCAGCUGUGCUUCCCCCAUGGGGAGAUGCUUGAUGUGACAAAUCUCUGCUUUGACUUCCCUUUGGGCCACCUGGGUGAUCUCCAAGGACAGUGGCAUUUACCUUGCCAUUAACCAUAGGAUAUGAA
Molecule: messenger RNA, 7130 nt
Organism: Camarhynchus parvulus
Lineage: Eukaryota; Metazoa; Chordata; Aves; Passeriformes; Thraupidae
Gene: ADGRB1
Product: adhesion G protein-coupled receptor B1
Exons: 32
Coding region: 320-5113 (1597 amino acids)
Biological process (GO): negative regulation of angiogenesis; cell surface receptor signaling pathway; G protein-coupled receptor signaling pathway
Cellular component (GO): plasma membrane
Molecular function (GO): G protein-coupled receptor activity
Source: RefSeq, a predicted model, not a curated record